Messenger RNA from Diatraea saccharalis (sugarcane borer), 558 nucleotides. The record is from the annotation of a GenBank genome assembly. Lineage: Eukaryota; Metazoa; Arthropoda; Insecta; Lepidoptera; Crambidae.
AUGUCAACACGAAACGAGGUGCUGAAGCGUGCAGUGAAGAACGAUCAGUCGCCACACCCGUGUUCUGCACUAGAGAAAUAUAAUCGCAAAAAGUUUUCGCCGCUGGCGCCGAUAGCGCCGUGGCCGCCGGACGGCAACCUGCUCGACCGGAUGGACGACCUCGCUCACAAAGGUAAAGGUCACAGCGGUGUUAACCAGCUCGGCGGCGUGUUUGUAGGAGGGAGGCCGCUGCCGGACUCCACGCGGCAGAAGAUCGUUGAGCUGGCGCACUCGGGAGCGCGGCCGUGCGACAUCAGCCGCAUCCUGCAGGUCUCCAACGGAUGCGUCUCCAAGAUACUCGGCAGGUAUUACGAAACGGGGUCUAUCAGACCACGUGCUAUAGGAGGAUCAAAACCAAGAGUAGCCACCGCCGAAGUCGUCAGCAAAAUCGCGCAAUAUAAACGAGAAUGCCCCUCAAUCUUUGCAUGGGAGAUUAGGGACCGCCUGCUCAGUGAGGGGGUGUGCACCUCGGAUAACAUUCCCAGUACAUCAAAAGGGGAAGGUUCACAAUCGGAUUGA